Molecule: messenger RNA, 1378 nt
Organism: Mesocricetus auratus (golden hamster)
Lineage: Eukaryota; Metazoa; Chordata; Mammalia; Rodentia; Cricetidae
Source: the annotation of a RefSeq genome assembly
AUGCUAAAAAUUAUUGUACCUUCAUUAAUAUUACUACCAUUGACAUGAUUUUCUAGUAGUAAAAAAGUGUGAAUCAACGUAACAGCCUAUAGUUUUUUAAUUAAUAUCAUUGCUAUAACAACAUUAUGACAAAACAGCGACGGAACUUUAAACUUCUCCUCCAUAUUUUCUAUAGACUCCCUAUCCUCACCUCUUACAGCCCUUACUAUUUGACUUCUACCAUUAAUACUCCUAGCUAGUCAAAAACAUAUUAAAAAAGAAACCGUACUUAAUAAAAAGCUUUAUAUCUCCAUACUUGUAACCUUACAAAUUCUUCUAAUUAUGACAUUUUCUGCUAAUGAAUUAAUCAUAUUUUAUAUCCUUUUUGAAGCUACUUUAAUCCCAACAUUAAUUAUUAUUACCCGAUGAGGAAAUCAAACAGAACGAUUAAACGCAGGAUUGUACUUCUUAUUUUACACAUUAAUUGGUUCCAUUCCCCUUCUCAUCGCUCUUAUUUCAAUUCAAAAAUCCCUAGGAACAUUAAAUAUUCUACUUUUAUCACUAAACACUUCAACACUAGAUAACAACUGGUCUAAUUACAUCCUAUGAUUAGCAUGUAUAAUAGCUUUUAUAAUUAAAAUGCCUCUAUAUGGAGUUCACUUAUGACUACCCAAAGCUCAUGUAGAAGCUCCUAUUGCAGGAUCAAUAAUUCUAGCUGCAAUUUUACUGAAACUAGGUGGUUACGGAAUAAUACGAGUAUCAAUUAUCCUUGAUCCUAUAACAGAGACUAUAGCAUAUCCCUUCAUUCUUUUAUCACUAUGAGGUAUACUUAUAACAAGUUCUAUCUGCCUACGACAAACAGAUCUAAAGUCAUUAAUCGCUUACUCUUCAGUAAGUCAUAUAGCACUAGUUAUUGCAGCUAUUAUAAUUCAAACUCCCUGAAGUUUUAUAGGAGCCUCAGCAUUAAUAAUCGCACAUGGACUCACAUCAUCACUAUUAUUCUGCCUAGCAAAUACUAACUAUGAACGAAUCCAUAGUCGAACUAUAAUUAUAGCCCGAGGCCUUCAAACAGCAUUCCCUCUAAUAGCAACUCUAUGAUUUCUAGGAAGCCUGGCAAACCUAGCCUUACCCCCUUCAAUUAACCUAAUUGGAGAACUACUUAUUACAAUUACACUAUUCUCCUGAUCACACCUGUCAAUCAUUCUUGUAGGUACAAAUAUCCUAAUUACAGCUCUAUACUCACUCUAUAUACUUAUCAUAACCCAACGAGGAAAACUUACAUUUCAUAUAAACAACCUCCAACCUUCCUACACACGAGAGUUAACCCUAAUAAUACUACACAUCACACCUCUAAUCCUACUUAUCAUGAACCCUAAACUAAUUCUAGGUCCCACAUUAU